ACUAACCAGAGUUACAUUCAGAACUGGAGCUGAUGAACUACAGAACAGCUUUUCUAAGAACAUCCAGGAAAAAGAGAAGGAAAACGAUAUGGGACGAAGAAGAGGAGGGACUCUGAAGAUUCUGUUCCUGUUGACACUCUGUCUGCAGGCCUUCACUGGCCAAUGCCAAGAUGCAGGCCAUCCCUCUGAACUGAGGAUUGUUCUGGUGGGGAAGACUGGAUCAGGGAAGAGUUCAACAGGAAACACCAUCCUGGGGAGAAAGGUGUUUAGAGAAGACCUCUCCCCUAAGUCUGUCACUGAUCACUGUGAGAAACAGAGAGGAGUGGUGGAUGGGAGGAAGAUUGAUGUCAUCGACACCCCGGGGCUCUAUGACACAACAAUGUCUAAAGAAGAGAUGAAAAGUGAAAUAGAAAAGGCCAUCUACAUGUCAGUUCCAGGACCCCACGCCUUCCUGCUGGUGAUCAGACUGGGGAGGUUCACAGAGGAGGAGAGGAACACUGUGAAGUGGAUCCAGGAGAACUUUGGAGAAGAAGCCUCAAAGUACACCAUCAUUCUGUUCACCGGUGGAGACCAGCUGGAGGACAAAUCAAUGGUGGACUUUCUAAGUGAGAGUGAGGAGCUUAUGAAACUAGUCAAGGUCUUUAAGGGAAGAAAUCAUGUCUUCAAUAAUAAAAAGAAGAAUGACAACACUCAGGUCACAGAGCUGCUGAAGAAGAUAGAUGAGAUGGUGAUGAAGAAUGGAGGACAACACUACACCAAUGAGAUGUACCAGGAGGUCCAGAGGAAGAUCAAAGAAGAGGAGGAGAGGAAGAAACAGGAGGAGAAGGAGAGAGAGGAGGAGGCGAAGAAGAAACAGGAGGCGGAGAUCAGAAAAUGGGCAGAGAAGGCAAGAGAGGAGGAGAGGAAGAGACAGGAGGAGAAGCAGAAACAGGAGGAGGAGAUCAGAAAACGGUUAGAGAAGAUGAGAGAGGAGGAGAGGACGAGACAGGAGGAGGAGAAGAGAAAGGAGGAGAAGAAGAAACAUGAAGAGGAGAUCAGAAGACAGGUAGCGGAGGCGAGAGAGGAGGAGAGGACGAGACAUCAGAGGACGAGGAAGUCAUCGUCGAAUGGCUUUUUGGGAUUGUUAGCAACUGUUUUCACAGCGGUGGUAGCAGGACCAUUAGCAAUUCCAGUUGGAGCUGCUGUAUUUGCAAAUGAAGUAGCUGAACAUUUAGACGAUUCUGAUUAAAUGAGAAAGAGGAGGCAGUGUGAAGUACCACUCUCUUCCUCAUCUUCUCUGUGUUCUCCCUCUGUCCUCCCUCCCUGGUCUGUGUUCUCCCUCUAUCCUCCCUCCUUGGUCUGUGU
Molecule: messenger RNA, 1344 nt
Organism: Salvelinus namaycush (lake trout)
Lineage: Eukaryota; Metazoa; Chordata; Actinopteri; Salmoniformes; Salmonidae
Product: GTPase IMAP family member 4-like
Exons: 3
Coding region: 89-1228 (379 amino acids)
Molecular function (GO): GTP binding
Source: RefSeq, a predicted model, not a curated record